Mytilinidion resinicola is the source of this 1022-nucleotide messenger RNA. RefSeq lists its product as uncharacterized. The record is from RefSeq and is a predicted model, not a curated record. The transcript has a single exon. The coding region runs from base 312 to 1022 and encodes 236 amino acids. NCBI's taxonomy places the organism in Eukaryota, Fungi, Ascomycota, Dothideomycetes, Mytilinidiales, Mytilinidiaceae.
CGGCUCAAAGUCCUACCUGAAGCGGUGUCAAUAUCCGAAUUUUGUUAUGGAUGGCCACAACACAUGGACCCUGAUCAUCAUCUUCGCAAGUCCAGACUUGCAGUUCCUGCGCCAAGAGCCAUAUCCACAACCGUCCCAUGGUCUCAACUACAAUCGCUACCACGAAACCACCUGCACUCUGAUUUCUCUUCAUAUAAAAGCCUCUGUACACCGCACACUCGCUACGCCCCACCUUCACCCACCACAAUGCCUGAUAAACGAAGACCAACCUCUGACGAAACCAAACCGACGCUUCCAGCCCAGCUGCGACAAUGGAGCACUUACUUCCCAGCUGCUGCUACACCCUAGGCUCCCUCACGGACUCCCAGAAGGCAGAAAUCAAAGCGGAAGCUAUCGGAGUGUGCUUGAAAAGCAUGAAACCGGCAGGUGCGAAGCCAGAGCCAAAGGAAAGUAUCAGGUCGACUAGGACGCUGGAGGAGAUACGGGAGAUGAGAAAAGAGAUGGCGAAGAAAGAAAGCCUUGACAGGAAGCGCGCUGGGCAACUGUCCGCGAGAGAAAAACUCGAGAACGAGCUGGCUGAGGUGGAACAAGCCGAGCGUGAAAUGGCUGAGAAGAAAUUCGACAAGCAUUUCCAAAAGGAGAUCCUCGAAGAGGAGUUGACUAAGAUAGAGCGAGCUGAGAAAGAAUUAGCUAAGAAAAAGUGGCCAGAGUGCAAUGAAGAGGACAAGAUCGAGUCUGUGCUGCGUAUGCUCAAGGAGGAGUUGGCUAAGAUAGAGCGAGCUGAGAAAGAAUUAGCGAAGAAAAAGUGGUCAAAGUGCAAUAAAAAAGGACAAGAUCGAGUUUGUUGCGCUGUCGUGUCUAUAAGAAAGACAGAGAAGAAGCGUAUCGACAAGGAAGAUGGUGAGAUGAAGAUGCUAGGGAUGGUGCUCUAUGGCAAGGAAAUGGUUGAGGAGCAACUGGCUGAGCUGAAAGAAGAGAAGUGGAUCGACAGGGAAAUUGCCGAGAUGGAGAUGUUGAAAUAA